Messenger RNA from Toxotes jaculatrix (banded archerfish), 9589 nucleotides. Its product is annotated as mitogen-activated protein kinase kinase kinase 11. Gene Ontology annotation, biological process: microtubule-based process; protein phosphorylation; positive regulation of apoptotic process. Gene Ontology annotation, cellular component: centrosome. Gene Ontology annotation, molecular function: protein binding; JUN kinase kinase kinase activity; ATP binding. Bases 1157 to 4279 code for a protein of 1040 amino acids. NCBI's taxonomy places the organism in Eukaryota, Metazoa, Chordata, Actinopteri, Toxotidae. The transcript is spliced from 10 exons. The record is from RefSeq and is a predicted model, not a curated record.
AGAAGUGGUUCGAGGUCCUGGCGAGUGAGCACUGACCGAGGAAGAGGACUAUGAUAAGAAGUUAUGAUGGAGCUAUUGCGCUGUUUUGGAUACCGACCGUGACCGCGAGACCACCGAGCUGGACAAGGCCACCUGCUGAACUCCAAUCAGGAACUAACGGGAUUUGUUUUUUCUGUGCGUUUCUCCCUGGAAAGUAAAGCCGAGCAGGUUUGGAUAGCUCUUCCUGUUACAAAGUCGGCGGUUCUUAAGUUUGUAUGUUGUGAUAAAGCCCAGCUCAUUGUUGCUUCUGAUAAGACCGUCUAAUUAUGGAUACCCUCACGCAGCGGGAUGCGGGAUUUCCUGCGGGAGCGCCGCAAAGUUGCGGUCAGACGCCGUUAUUGGAGAUUUGGGUUUAAUAAUGCGAACUGGUCAGCCCUGAAACUUGUCGUAAAACACUGGUUGGCUGGACUGAAUGCUCCUUUCCUGCUAUUCUUCUCCGCUUCUCAGCGCUUCCUGCUUGUGGUGGCCACUGCACUUAAUGGCUAAAAAUACAUAAAACUCAAAAUGGACAGCUAAAUGUUGCGGGAAUCGUAAUUUGGAGUUGCAGUGGCAACACUUGGAAGUACUUUCCAGCGAGCUUCGGGGCCGUUUUAUUUUUGUCCUUGUACUUUUAGUCUCUUCAUAAUCACAACUCAACAGGUGGCAAUUUUGAAUGAGGGAAGAGAAGAGCUAAUUUGCCCAUAAUGAGGUGAUUCAAGAGCCUCUUAAGUACAGGCCGGUGAAAUGAUAUUGUGCUCAAACCAUGUGUUGGGGAAACCACACACCACAUCACUUACACAGAGAGAAAUUCAGUGGAGACAGUGCUGCCUUUCUGAGCUUUGAUACACUUAGCCAUAAUCAAACAAAAGCAGUCUCUUGACUGGUUCUGCAUUUUCAAAUGGAGAGCUUUGCAUUUCACGUCAAGACGAAUGAAAGACGCUUGCUGUUCAGUUAUCUUUGAAUCCUCUCCUGCAGCCCACUUGUUGGUCAAGCUUUUGAACACAUUUCACUGGUCCCUGAUGAACCAACAAGAAAGACAGGAAAGGGAGCGAGGCGCAAUAAAGUACUCCUUUGUACUUUAUUUUCAAAUCCUUGGGGUGCAGAAUCAGAUCCAGUCAAAACAUCUGCUUGAGGCUCCAUGGAGCCACUGAAGAACAUAUUCAGUCGUGGCCCACUGUCGAACUGGAAAAAUUUGGAACAAUCACAAAAAGGGAACUUCACCAAUCCCGUGUGGACAGCCUUAUUUGACUAUGAGGCGUCCUGUAAAGAUGAGCUCACCUUGCGUAAAGGUGACCUGGUGGAAGUCCUCUCUCUGGACUCUGAGAUAUCAGGGGACGAGGGCUGGUGGGCGGGUAAGGUCAACAACAAGGUGGGCAUCUUCCCGUCCAACUACGGCUCCUUCAAGCCCAGUGGAUACGGGAAACUUCAGGGCAGCGGCGUGGUCGGCGAGCUCAGCCCGGCGGUGGUGGGCGAGUUCGAACCUGAGGUGUUGGAUUUCCGGGAGCUGAGCUUGGAGGAGGUCAUCGGGGUCGGGGGCUUCGGGAAGGUGUAUCGCGGUACAUGGAGAGGCGAGCUGGUGGCUGUGAAGGCCGCUCGUCAAGACCCGGACGAGGACAUCAGUGUGACGGCUCAGAACGUUAGGCAGGAGGCACGUCUGUUUGCCAUGCUCACCCACCCGAACAUCAUUGCCCUGAAAGGCGUCUGCCUGCAGGAACCCAACCUGUGCCUCAUCAUGGAGUACGCCUCAGGUGGGCCGCUGAGCCGGGCGCUGGCGGGCCGUCGCAUCCCUCCGCAUGUCCUGGUCAACUGGGCCGUGCAGAUAGCCAAAGGGAUGUUGUAUCUGCACAGCGAGGCCAUCGUCCCCGUCAUCCACCGUGAUCUCAAGUCCAACAACAUCCUUCUGGCUCAGCCCAUAGAGAAUGAAUGUAUGGAAGGUUUGACGUUGAAGAUCACCGACUUCGGCCUGGCGAGGGAGUGGCACAAGACCACCAAGAUGAGCACCGCGGGCACCUACGCCUGGAUGGCCCCAGAGGUCAUCAAGUCCUCCACCUUCUCCAAGGGCAGCGACGUCUGGAGCUAUGGUGUUCUGCUGUGGGAGCUGCUAACAGGAGAGGCACCCUACAAAGGGAUUGAUGGACUUGCUGUCGCCUACGGAGUCGCUGUCAACAAGCUCACCCUUCCCAUCCCUUCCACGUGCCCCGAACCCUUUGCCCAGCUCAUGUCAGAGUGCUGGGACCAGGACCCCCACCGCAGACCCAAUUUCGGCUCCAUCCUGGCCCAGCUGACGGCCCUGGAGCAGCAGGUGAAGGAGGAGAUGCCACAGGACUCCUUCCACUCCCUGCAGGAGGACUGGAAGCUGGAGAUCCAGGACAUGUUUGACGAACUCCGGGCUAAAGAGAAGGAGCUGCGAUGCCGUGAGGAGGAGCUGAAGCGAGCGGCUCUGGAGCAAAAGUCCCACGAAGAGUUCUUGCGGCAGCGCGAGCAGCAGCUGGCCCAGUGGGAGCAGGACGUGUUCGAGCGCGAGCUCAGCCUCCUCAUCCUCCACCUGAACCAGAACCAGGAGAAACCCAACGUCAAGAAGAGGAAGGGCACCUUCAAGAAGCACAAGCUCAAGAGCAAGAACGGCGAGAAGAUCAGCAUGCCCCAAGAUUUCAUCCAUAAGAUUACGGUGCAAGCAUCUCCCGGCCUGGAGAAGAGGCGCAACUCUCCCGAUUUGGGUUCAGGCUCUUCGCCCUCCUUCGGCCCACGUUUCCGCGCAAUCCAACUCAGUCCCAGUGACAGCUGGACGUUUGGGCUGAGCCCAGUCUGGCCCCAAGAGGCGCCUUCUCUCAAACAAGCCAACGGAGACCUAAGGUUGGGCCCCCACUGGAGGCCCCAGAGCCCGAAAAGUCCCAAAAGCCCCAAAGUCCUGCGCCUCAGUCCUCAGGAAAGCAGUCUCUCGAUGAGAGCCAAGCUCCUGGAAUCAGACAGCAAUGAGAACAGAGAGUCCAAGGAUGACUUUGAGGAAUAUAGACCCUCCACCCCGACCCCUCCCUCUGCUCAGAACGGCUCCUCAGUGAAGGACAGCCUGCGGCUUCCUCUACCUCAGGGAGACUCGGGCAGCGAGGAAGGGGGUUCCUCCCCGGCUGGCUCCCCCAGGCCUGAGAGGGGUUCCCUCGGUGGCCUGAUUAAGAGCACCCACCGGGCCCUGCUUGGCGGUGGCUCCCUCCUGGCCUCCGUAGGACUGGGUCGCUGCCUCGAUAUCCCCCCAAGGGUGCCCCCUCGAACUAACCCCCCUUCCCUAGAGGACCGCACCCCCUUCGAACUGGAGAUCUCCUCCCCUAAACCCCUCAUUUCAGACCCCCCAGUAGUGGAUGAUCUCAUCACCUUCUCCAUCUCUGAGCCUCUUCCCAGACCACACUUGGAUUUAGCUCUGCAGUACCAAGAACUUAAGCCCUUGCCCCUGACUCCGCCACCACCAAACCCCCGUGAGAGGAGCAGCCACCGGACGCCGCACAGUCCGCAGAGCCCUAGAACCCCCCUGCAGCACGACAGGGCCUGCCCAGGGGAAUGGACCCCGAGUUCCCUUUCUACCAAUGGGGAGCUUGGCUGUGAGGCGUGGGAACACAGAGCUGACAGGAGGAGGAGGUCCAGCCAAGGCUUGCACACCUCUCAGCUAGUUUUGGACCUGCCCUUGUGCCAAGACACACAGGACCCUGAUGACAAGCCUUCGGUGCCCUAUUUUCUCCACCCCAACCCCGCCCUCUGGAGCCCCAAAACCCGGCGCCUGGAGGUCAGCGUCAUCCCCCGGCCCCGCCCAUCCCCCAUCCGCCCCCGCAUUGACCCCUGGAGCUUCAUCUCAGCCGGUGGUGGGAACUCAGGUGGGGGCCGCAGCCCUAACCGCCCUGACAUCAGCCCUCUGGGUUACCAGCCCUCGCCCACCAACCCGUUCACCAACUGUGACCCGUUCCCAUCACCGGACUGUGACCCAUUUGCCCUCAAAGCUGACCCCUCCAGCGGCUCGGACCCGGCAUCGACCUUUGACCCUUUCUCGGCUCCCUUUCCCACUUCCCGCUCGGCCCCGUGCUCCACCAACGGCUCGCCAACGUUGCCCUCGUUCCGCAUAGCGCCCCUCAACCCAGCUGACUCACCCCUGAUCGACCUGGGCUGGGCGGCCUGCGGCAAGCCCCUGGAUGGCACCAAAGAGAGAGCUCACCCCCGCAGGACACUGGGGCUCAAGCCCUUCAAGUCCCCGACGCAGCUCAGAGACGACAGAUUCUAAACCCGGUCUCGCCUGUGGCACGUGGCCGACUUUCACUUACGGAUGUUGAAAAAAAAAAAAGUUUUUUAUCACAGGAAUACAGUCCAGGACCGUUUCCACUAGAUCUUUAAAGGAAAGGUGGUACAUUGGAUUGUGGGAUAGUUACCUGUGAACCAACUGCAGGUGCUCGUUUGAUUCUCCCUCUUCUGUUUCUGUUUCUCUUUCCCUUUGAAUGAGCAGAACACAGAUCAGUAGUCCCAUCGUCAGAUUCUAUCAGACUGCUCAUAUCACCUGCUUUCAUCUCUCCCUACCUUUGAAGCAUUGUGACAAUGCAGAGGUGGAUAAGGCGACUUGCACAGCUUCAUCUGCCUCUACCUCUCUGCAGACUGAAAGCAUUCAGGACAAUGGAGUGCCUUAUUUUCGUGAAGUGUUUUUAAUAUAUAUCUUUUCAAGGCUCCUUGAAUGGUUAAUCUGGUUGCGUAGGGAAGAUGCUAUGAAAAUUUGGCUUAAAUUUGCAAAUCAGCUUAGCAUUGCUGUGGAAGAAACUGUCGUCUGCGCGUGCGUGCGUGUGUGCAUGUAUGUCUAGACUCAUUGUUCAAGGAAAGCUUACUGUUGUGUUUUUUUUUUUUUUUUUUUUUAAAUGCCUGUUGCAUUAUGGGAGAAAGCACUCAGAGUGGAUAUUCUAGGCCGCUCAUGAAAUCCAAGACAAAACCAUGACCCAGGCAUUCCACUUGGAAGCAGAUAACAUUCCAGUCACAUUCCCCGGGAAAUGCCAGGGAUUGGACAGAUUCAUUCGGCUGGCAGGCAACAGAGCACAGGAAACAGGACGGGGGAGCCCUCUGCAUUCCCUUCAUAUGCCAAAGAAUGCCACUGUGACAGUGUAAGGGCUGGGACAAAGAGUGUCUGCCAAUAAGUUGUUUUUACCUCCGCAGAGUGCCAGACGGGUGGGUUUGCCACACUGGACAGCACAGAGAGAGAGAGAGAGAGCUGAGACAAUCACAGACAGUAUUGAAAGACAACUUUAAUAUACUUUUCUGUGGUUAUUAGACUUAUUUGACCCCACCCGGGCUGUUUUAUCACCACCCGUCUGAUGCUUUAGGAAGGUUCGACCAAAAAUUAGUAGUUGCAAAAAUACCGUAGUUCGUAGGUAGGGAUGCUUCAUUGAAUUCUUCAUGUGUACAGUCCACCGGAGUCGAAGUAGCCUCACAAAGCCAGACCACAAUUUCACCAUGUUACAUUUCCCAAAUCGAUCCACCUGAAGUAGUUUCUGAAAAAAAUAUGAGCCAGAAACCACAACCAUAGCAACAGUGCUCCUAAACAACUCUCCUCACUGUUUUUUUUUUUAAUUUAAAAAAAAAAAUUUUAUAGGUUAAAAUAAAUCCAUCCUAAACCAUUUUAACAGUAACUAAACUAAAAAAAAAAAAAAGAUCUGGCAAGGAUCCUCUGGAUAACUGCGAUGUCAUGUUGAGAGAUCCUCUCAGAAUAGAUACAACAGAGAAGUUCAGGCAUCGAACACUAACACAGAGAGAAGAUUCAUGGCAGAGAUGCUGAAAUAUCAAUUUUUUUUUUUUGGCACCAACGGCAGCCUCAACUCAUCAGGAUGCACUGGAGCAGCACCCUCGGUUCACAAUCAUUAUCAUCGAUGGCCGUUCUGUAUACUAAAUGUAACAUGUUCAUACAGUUUCUCAGGGUUUUUUUUUUUUUCUCUCUCUUUAAAAAAGCAUCCUGGGAAAUGUAUGAGGUGAGGCAGGCUGAGGGAAAGCGGCUGCAGCAACAGAAUACAUCAGGAAAAUAACUUGUGGAAUGGGUUGAACAUCACAGACUGAUGAUGCAUCAGCAUCCAAGGCUGUUUUUUUUUUUUUUCCCUCUCUCUUUGUUCAUGACGUUCUGCUGGUUCCCAAGCAUGUCGCCUGUCGUAGAUCAAGCAUGUAAGCACCUGAAAGAGACGUCGCGUUCGCCACUUCCUUUACUUGAGCAUUACAAGGUACAAAUACUGAUUGGGGUUCAUCACUGACACCGUGUCAUUGGAAGACAAUAAGAGCUUUGUUCUGAUGAAGAGCGAAAACCUCGUCUCCAAAGGGGAGAAAGCUUUGAGAUUAGCCUAAUAAUCCUACUGACGGAAAAAGAGGAGGCUGAUAGUGAUAAUUAGCCUCUCGAUAAUAGCAGGGGGUCUUAACAAAGCGUUCAGAUAUUUGGUUAAUUAAUUUGCCCCAACAUCACAAAAAUGCCCUGCAUCCUCCUCACAAGGUAUUGAGUCACAUCCUGCAUCAGCUUAGGUCUCGACCGAAGCUUUAUUAUUAUUUUUUUUUUUGAGCUGCUUUUCCUCCCUUCCCUUCCUUUUCUCUCUCUCCCAGUUUGCCACUGGCUUCUCAGCUGCUGGACCGGAUAAAAUCUUCACUGUCAAGGCUCACGUUUUUUAUCUUGCGUCCCCCCCCCCUCAGGUGAUGCAGGAGAUAGCUGUCUUUUUCUCUUCUUACUCCUACUCCUUCGCUUCCUUCUCCUCUGGAAACUUUUCUGGAGGGCAGUUGUUGCUCUGGCUCUGCAGAGUCAGUCAGUUCGGUAAUAGCCAGGUUUCUACUUGGGGGGGCCGGGGGGGGGGGGGGGGGGGGGGGGGGGGUGCCAUUUGUUCAAGGACGGUCCAUUUACUGAGGCUGUUGACUUUGUUUUGAAUUGAAACAGGAGCUUUAUGAUUCAUUUCUAUUCCGCAUUAGUUUUUCUCUUCCAAGUAAUUCUCUAUGGCAACAAAGAGACGCAGUGUUUGCUCCGUAUGUUUCAGUGUGUUGUCCGGCCACAUCAAAAGGCAAAAGUGUUUAUGGGAGUUCUGAAUGGCCGCACUUGUAGAUGGCGGUGAAAAGCCUGCUGUCGUAGAGAAGGUCGAGAUGUCAUGAGUUGUAUAAAAGGGAACAGUGGCGCACAUUUUUGUCUCCUCUUGAAAGCGUUUGUGGUGUUGAAAGAUUCAAAAAUUGUUGUACAGAUUUUUCAGACUAUGAUUUAGGAAUCGAGAUCUAACAAGCACUUAAUCUGAAGCUUUAACCCUUGUCUGAGAGGAUGUCCAGUUCUCUGAACAUGCAGGUAAAAGCAAGAAAGCCACCUUUCAAACAAAGGGAGUUUUUACUGCUUUAUAUUGACCUGUGAAUACGAGCAGUGUGGGUCUUCUUAAAGGUGUGGAAACGCCUGAGUUUUAAUAUAAAAUUUCCCCCACCUUCCUCCGCUCGCUCGUCCUCAGCAACAGCAUUUUACAGACGUGACAAGAGACGAGUUAUUGCCUCGUCUCUUUGUGUCAACACACAAAGCCCGCAAGAGCUAUCCUGUGAUAGUCAUUAGGCUCGGAUAGCUGUUAUUGUCAACAGAGCUCUGUGAGCAAAAAAAAAAAAAAGAAAGAAAGAAAGAUACACGAAGGAAAUUGAGAUGAUUGAAACGUCUGGCAGAUUAUUUCUGUCACAAAUUCACUCUGUGUGUCAAGUAUCCACUUCAACCUGCCACUCAUGUCUCGUCUGUAUGUUCUCUCAGUGCUCUCAAACUGUAAUUUUCCCUCAGACCUGAUGUUGAAAAGCGUUACCUGCUGUUCUCCAUCAAGAGCACGCACAUUGAAUAAUUGACUAUAUAAAAUAUUACUUGCAAUAACAGCAGCCGCUGUGAUUUUCACUUAUGAUUAAGCUAUUGCCUGUAGACAGGGUGGGAAUAUGUUUCCUCCUGGUGAUAAGUUUCUGGAAGUGGUGAGAAACUAAUACUAAUACUGCUUUUUUUUUUCCAUAAAACAAAACACUCCUACCUCCUAAGGCAUAAUAAGAACUUGACAGAAGUCCUUGUUUGGUAGCUGAGGGAAUAAGCGGGACAAAUUUUAGUAAGUCUUUUGUGGACAGGGACGAGCGAUUCUUGGUUUUGGCUGUCAGAUUUAGGAACCGUAGCUGCCACCCGUCUGUCGGAGCUGACAGCCGGCACUCCAAUAAGAAACUCCUGAUGAGUUGUUUGUGACGCUCUGCUCUUCCAGGCGUCGCUCUGCCAUCCAUCAUCGCAAAUCAGCGUCUCCGGGCACAAACUUGACAGGGGAGAAUGGAAGUGAAUUCUCUACAGGAGAGAGCGAUAGCUGGCCACCAGCGAUCAGCCUUCAGCCCCCCCCACCCCCCCGCGGUGGCAGGGAGCGGACAUGAUUUGAUGAUCUUAAUUCAAAGUUCAAGCUCAGACCAUUGCCCCUAAUCAGUGAACGGCAAACGGUCAAUACAUUACAUGAAUAAAAGCUAAUGAGACGGCACAAUGGAGGAACCCAAUGCCCUGACCCUCAUCACGCCAAGAGGCUACUUGUGAGCCGUGGUUGUGUUUAAGAAUUUCAGAGCUGAAAAAUCAGAGCCAUUGUCCAGAAGGAAGAAGGAAAAAAAAAUGUGAGCUUGUUAUUUUCUGGCCUUUGUGACAGAUUAACAGAGGAAAGUGUUACCUCAUGCCUCCAUCCAGUGGGGUUGCACUCACACUUUAAGCUUAAUUUGCCUUAGUGAACAGUAGAUAUGUUUACAUACAUACUAAUUAUCUGAUUUACCCUGAUGGAUCCAUUAAUUCAAGUGUAUAGGUGGGAAAUAACAGCUUAUCAACCUGCUACGAGCCUAAUUUUUAAGUCAAGACCAAUAUGACCAGUUUAAAUACCAAUAUUUUUUUUACACACAGAAUUUAGUCCCUAUCAAACAUGAAUUAUACUGUCAGAUAAUUAGAAUGGAGUAAAAGAAAAUAUAAAGCUUUAUAUUUUAACUUCCAAAAAAGGAAGGACUCUUUUUGUUUUUGUUUUUUGCUAAAUCACGACACAAUGAGUGAAAUACAGUGAAGGCUGCAGGUAUUUUUACGUUCCCCUUUAUAAUAUGAAGGCAGUUCAGUGCCAUCUUUGUGUUUCCCACACCAUGCAGAUGCUUCAGUGCGAUUAGAUUCAGUUUUAUAAAUGUGUUAAAAUGGCCCAAAGGGGGGAAAAUAGACGUGAGUGGAGUCUCAGUGUGUUUGUCACAGAGACAGCAUGGUGGCGAGCGAUGGCGGCGGAAGGUGAUACUUUUCUGUGAUUACAAUGAGGAGGGACAUGCGCUGCUUUAACACCUGAACUGAACUAUGACCGUAUUCUGAGUGUUGCAUGUAAACAUGCCCGUUUCUACUGCAGACUUUAAGGAAGCCAGAAAGUCGAGUCAGGAGGGGACUGUAGUUCUUAAAUUGCCGCAGCUCAAGGAUGUUUUCUCUCUCCUUCGCAGUCGCUGAGAAAAUUGUAGAAUUCAACAAGGACGGAGUGGAAAAAAAAAAACCUUAGGCCGAACACGAGUCACAUGUAUUUUAUUGAUGAAAUCUUACCUUGGCGGUUCAAUG